CAGCGUUACUGGAAACAUAACUGAACUGAAUAGAAAUAACAGCAGCAGAAAAGCCACACCAAAGCUAUAGAAACCCACAGAAAAUUGGGUUGUGUGGCCCUGGUAGCCGGUCUCAAAGAUAGCAAAGGGGUUGAAUCCUCAGGGUAGCUUGCGAAGGACCAGGAAGCUGGAUUCAAGAGCCGCACUGAGGCAAAUCCUCAUUGAAGAAUGGAAUCCUUUUAUCCGUAAAAAAUAUGUGCCGAUGAUUUCAUCAAAGAUCUCGAAAUGAAGCAGCCCGUUUGCCGAUUGUGCCUCGCUUCAGCAGACCAACAUCGUUCGCUGUUUGCGAAAUCGCAGGAACCCGAUUAUGUGUCGAUCAUACGGGAUAUCGUACGAUUAGAAAUCCGGGAGGAUGAUGAAUUACCCAAAAGUAUAUGCCUGAGCUGCGCGGCAAAACUCGCAAGAAUCGAAGAAGAUUUGAAAGGAUUUCGAGAAACAGACGGCAAAUUACGAGCUUUACUCCUCACAGAAACAGAUACUCACACGCAAACGACAGAGGGGAACGACAAGGAGCCUCAUCAUGAUCCGUUUGAUUCCUUUGUCAGCGUCAACGAGGAAGCAUCCGAGAGCUUACAAGAGAAUCGUUUAAACGUUCCUGAAGAGAAAUCCCUCGACUGCGUGCGCCGUUCUAGUCGCGUUCGGAGUAAGGUAGCACAGGCCACCCGUUCUCCUUCGAUCGUUUUAGAUCAAACCACGGACGAUAGACGUUCGGAAGAUGAGGGCGAUAAUGAUGUAUCGCAGCUAGAUAGCCCUAAAAUCUCCAGGACUGCAGCAUCUCCCUCCUUCGGUGGCUCGAAGAAACCCAUUAAAGGAUCAUCCAGCAGUAACCCGAAACCAUCAAGGGCCAAACGAAGAAAGCUAUCAAAAUCCGAGCCCAAGCGCGAAGAUGGUCCGACGCUCCGAGAUUACAAGUGCUACAUCUGCAGCAGUGAAUCGCUCGGUUCGCAGAAAGCGUUGCUGGAUCAUUUCGCCACACACGUGGACCGCGUACCAUACACCUGCGGGCGGUGUGUGAUGAAAACCGUCGUCAUCACGCGUGUCCGAACGCUGAACACACACCUGAAGAUGCAUGAGCAACCUAUCAAAUGUGAUUACUGCGAUCGGCGAUACAGCAAUGCCUCGGGGAAGUAUUAUCAUACGCAGUUUUACCAUCUGGGAGGCGGUGCACCGUGUAUCAUUCACUGUAAAGUGUGUGGCAAACAGUGCGGAUCACAGGAUGCUUUGCGAAAGCAUAUGAAAUACCACACGACGGCCCUCAAGUGCGGAAUGUGCGACAAAGUGUUCAACCAUCCAAACAAGCUGCGCAAUCAUGAGCUGAGCCACGAUGAAAAUGCGGGCUACGAGUGUGUCGUGUGCAAGAAGGUACUUCAGACGAUCGAAUCGUACGAUGUGCACCUGAAAAAGCAUACGCAGGAGCGUAGCUAUCAGUGUUCGCUGUGUCCGAAAAAAUUCAACACCUCGUGCAAUCUCAUACUGCACAUGAAGGUGCAUGCCAAGAAUGACAAUUACCGGCCGACACGCUCCUGGCUGGAGCACUAUACGAUCGUGAGUCGCGAACCGCUAAAGUACAAGUGCAAUCACUGCGAUCGAUACACCACCGAUAAGGUGAACAACAUGAUCUCCCACCUGCAGGCACACUUCAAGGAGUACGAGUGCGAUCGCUGCAAACGGUUGUUUGCGACGGCAAAGCAGUUACGUGCCCAUUACCCCACGCACACCGGCGAGAAGCCGGAAAUGUGUCAACACUGUGGCAAAUGCUUUUCGAAUAAAAACAGUCUACGGACCCAUCUGCGAACACAUGGCCGCGAAACGGCAACAGCGGAUAAUGGUGAUAACGAAGCACAGAAAAGCAUGAUGGGAACCGGCGUACCAAGUACGGUCAACGGAGAAAAGCCAAAUAAUGAUGGCAAGGAGACGACAGCAUAAGGAACCGUUUGUAGGGUUAGCAAACAAAGGGGAUCACAAUAAAUCGUCGAAUACGAAUUGUAAA
Anopheles aquasalis is the source of this 2029-nucleotide messenger RNA. Its product is annotated as zinc finger protein 883-like. Gene Ontology annotation, biological process: regulation of transcription by RNA polymerase II. Lineage: Eukaryota; Metazoa; Arthropoda; Insecta; Diptera; Culicidae. Gene Ontology annotation, molecular function: DNA-binding transcription activator activity, RNA polymerase II-specific; zinc ion binding; RNA polymerase II cis-regulatory region sequence-specific DNA binding. Gene Ontology annotation, cellular component: nucleus. The record is from RefSeq and is a predicted model, not a curated record.